AUGCCUUCAGUUACUGAUGCAGUUCAUGAAGCCUACAAUGCCGGAAUCUUUGAAGGUAAUCGGCAUUCCCUGUAUAGAGAUAUUUUUAAAUGGUCUCAAGAGCUUCGCAGAGGAGAUCGAGUUCACAUGAAUAUUGCAGCAAAGCUGGAUGAUUUUGCAGAGGGAUGGCGGACCGGCCAGUUAGAGGAAAUCAAAAGGAUGAACCCCGAGUCUAAAAUGGAUGCCCGGAAUAACACUUGUCAAAAGGUUGGGCGUCUCUGUGACGCUAUGAAUCGGGUCGCCGAUAUCCUUCGCAGACAGCUCGCAAUUGAGGUAGAUGUUGCUGACCUACUGGUCGCGAUCUCCGUUCAUGUUGGUAGAUGUCGGUACUUCUGUUCAUCAACGUCGGUUCCGGAUCCAUACGCAGAUGGAUUGGAUGUUUUUGCGAAGAAAGAACAUGAAUUGUGGUGGAAGACUCAUCGUAGUCGUUUUGUUCGUGAGAUUUCCACUUCUCUCAUGGAGUCUAUGAACUGUCGUUGCUACCGCUGCGUGUUUACCAAUUAG
This is a messenger RNA of Penicillium cataractarum, 543 nucleotides long. RefSeq lists its product as uncharacterized. The transcript has a single exon. NCBI's taxonomy places the organism in Eukaryota, Fungi, Ascomycota, Eurotiomycetes, Eurotiales, Aspergillaceae. The record is from RefSeq and is a predicted model, not a curated record. The coding region runs from base 1 to 543 and encodes 180 amino acids.